UGGCGCUCUGCGCAGCUCAAGUUGAAGGCAGCUGAUCUUCACCGCGACUCUUCAGGGAAAGCUGAGCUGCAGUUUCAGAGACGAACAAUGAGAUAUUUAAACGCAUGAACUCCAGCAGUCGCUUCUCCGCGCGGCCAAACCUGCAUAACCGUAGAUAUCAGUGAAAAAAAAAAAAAAACACGUUGUUGAAGCGAAGGUAGCGCACGGCGCACAGGGACAGAUCAUGCACUGUCAGGCCGAGCUGAGGCUCUCCUCCCCCGGGCAGCUGAAGGCUGCCAGGCGGCGCUACAAGACUUUCAUGAUUGACGAGAUCCUCUCCAAGGAGACUUGUGAUUAUUUUGAGAAACUUUCUCUCUACUCGGUGUGCCCUUCGCUCAUUGUGCGGCCGAAGCCUCUUCAUUCGUGUUCGGGCUCCUCGUCACUACGUGCCUACCCCCUCCUCUCAGUGAUCACGCGGCAGCCCCCCCACCUCCCCCAGGUGUCGUCUCCGGGCGGGGCAGCCUCGCACCUGCCCUUGGUCUCGCCGCAGCAUCCGCGAGGCUCCGAGCCGUCGCCCAGCCAGACGCCGCUCAGCAUCAGCAGCGAGUCGGAUACGGAGCGCAGCACGCCGCGCCUGAAGAAGCCGCGCCGCAGCCGCACCAUCUUCACCGAGCUGCAGCUGAUGGGGCUGGAGAAGAAGUUCCAGAAGCAGAAGUACCUGUCCACACCUGAUAGGUUAGACCUGGCCCAGUCACUUGGCCUCACACAGCUCCAGGUGAAGACAUGGUACCAAAACAGGCGUAUGAAGUGGAAGAAAAUGGUGCUCAAAGGAGGUCACGAGGCCCCGACUAAGCCCAAGGGAAGACCCAAGAAAAACUCCAUUCCCACCACGGAGGAAAUAGAGGCCGAAGAGCGCAGGAUGAAGAUGGAGGCAGAGGAGAGGAUGAAGAGGGCUGCCGAGACGGCGGCGCUGGCUCAGGGAGGAGAAGCAUCUCAGCUUGAACCUCAAGAUCUCAGUUCAGAAACUCACAUUGCGGCCGCGGCGAUGGAGGGAUCCGAGCGAGAGCUGCCGCUGCUGAUGCAGUCAGAGACUCACGCGGCCAGCUAAGUAAGAACAAAACAGCCAAAGACUAAGCCAACCUGAAAACAAAUAGUGCCUCAGGAUCACUGUAAAAAGCCUGUGUGGUGUUUAGAGCCAUUUGCUUUAGGAAUUUGCCCGGAAACAUGUCGGCGGUGUCCGAUCUUUACCAAAUGUAGCCUUUUAUUUUUUGUGUUUUGGAAAAAUGUACCAUACAAAGAGCUAAUUGUGCUGGUUAAAAUGUGGCCUUUCAAAACUGUGUUUGAGAAGGUCCCUGGUAUAAGGAGCGUAAAUGUAUCAAAUCAAAGCAGGUCAGUCAAAGCAAAACACGCGUCAUGCAUCAGCCUAUUGUGCAUUACAAACAUUAAAGAUCACACACACUGCCGAUCCUCAAAGCUGCCUCACAGAAUGCAUGUGCCAAAAUAUCAGGAUUUGCCUUACUGUAGUGUCUCUAUGUGUCUAUGUAUGAAAAAAAAUCCCUUCACUGCCAAAAAGUAUAACAUUAAAUGGCCACAGUGCCUUGUCGGUCUCAGAGGAAAGCUUUUAAAGUGUAUAGUUAAGAUAACUAUUCAAUGCAAGUAUAUUUUUUACAGUGAUUUUUGAUUACAAGUGCCGUUUUUGGGGACAGAGUUGUAAAGUUUAGAAAAGGACACUUUUAUGUUUAGGUUGGAGUUCUCCUGCAGCUUCAAGGCUCACUUGUGUUCAUUAUUUGGUCAGUAAAGCUUGCAUUUUUUAUUUUUUUCAAUCUGGAACUCAAUAUUUCUGCUAAGCCAUACACUGUAUUAUACUGUAGAAAUGUGUAUAAAGUAUAAAAUAUAUGGUCUUUCGCAUAUAUGUCUAUAUAUAUAGAUAUACAUAUAUAUCUAUAUAUGUGUAAAAACAGUAUUUUUAACUGCUGUUUUAAAUUGGAUUAAAAUAGUUUGUAUGUAUAAAGUUACUGCCGUCCCUGAUCUUUUUCUUCUUUCAUGGGAGUUAGGAUGACUCUGCUUUCUGCCACGAGGCCAGUAAGACUCUUAAGCUGUCAGAGAUUCUCAGAGGGAGUAAAUCACAGCCUGUGCCAAAGAUGCACAGCAAAUGCUGAACAUCUGAAAUCUCAAAGACGUUUUCAGCCUGCAGGCUUUGCAUGAGUAUCCCAAUCAGUAUGUUAGACCUGCAUUAACAUAACUGUCUUCAACCGCCUGUCACUGACGUCUCUGCACCCUUCGAACUCGACCUUCUUCUCUCACAAAGAUUUGUAAUUAAAGAGUAUCACUUUUUGGAUUAUACAGAUUUAUUUUUAUUAGUUGUUGUUUCAUAUGGAAAGUGCAGUAUUUUUCUGAUGUAAAUAAUGCUUGUUUGGUAAGCUUGUUUGCAGUUUUUUUUUUAGGUUUGUGUACAAUCAUUUUUACUAUAUACAAGUGAGUGUUUAUGUAUUUAAAUGCACUUAAUAAAACAGCCAUCA
Messenger RNA from Chelmon rostratus (copperband butterflyfish), 2498 nucleotides. RefSeq names its product BARX homeobox 2 (gene barx2). The coding region runs from base 224 to 1087 and encodes 287 amino acids. Gene Ontology annotation, molecular function: DNA-binding transcription factor activity, RNA polymerase II-specific; RNA polymerase II transcription regulatory region sequence-specific DNA binding. Gene Ontology annotation, cellular component: nucleus. NCBI's taxonomy places the organism in Eukaryota, Metazoa, Chordata, Actinopteri, Chaetodontiformes, Chaetodontidae. The transcript has 4 exons. The record is from RefSeq and is a predicted model, not a curated record. Gene Ontology annotation, biological process: regulation of transcription by RNA polymerase II.